CAUCGCAACAAAGCACACCACCGAUAGCACCACCUAAGCCAUGGUUGUUCUGGAGGCCGCCGCCAUCGGAGCCGCAAGUUACGGCAUCUACAAGGGAGGCGAAGCCGGCAUCCAGAAGGGCAAGGACUGCCGCAAAGAAUUUAAGCGGGAGCAGAAACGAUCCUCGCAGCGAUCGGUGCUCCACCAGAAGACCCGAUCGAGGAGCUCGCGCAUCGCGGAGAUCGUUCAGAUGAAGAACGGCAAGAACGAGGCAAGCGCGGCAGCGGUGACGAGUGCUCGCGGCGCCGGCACGGGCAGUGGGUUCCUCCAUGCCACGAGCUUUGCGUCGCGACUGAAAUCCGCUAACGAGGCGUCCACCGAUAUUGACGAUCGCCACCGAGCCGUGAUGGAAACCCUGAGGGCCAGCCGGAAAGAAGAAAGCAAGAAGGAGGCGAAAACCAAGGUGGGCAGCAAACUGAAGAAGGCCCUGACGAAUCCGUUCAAGAAGAAGUAAAUAAACAGAAUACAAAACCAGGACAAGAUCGAUUGUGGUAGGCGUAGUUACUGCGUCUUUGUUAUGUCCUUGCAUCUAUUUCUUUGCGCGCUUCCAAUGCCCCAUUCGAAGAACAAUUCCCAAAGAUGGUCCUACAAUAUUUUUCUGUUCUUUAUACGGAAUGAAACACAUAAUGGGUA
Pseudo-nitzschia multistriata is the source of this 672-nucleotide messenger RNA. The record is from the annotation of a GenBank genome assembly. Lineage: Eukaryota; Bacillariophyta; Bacillariophyceae; Bacillariales; Bacillariaceae.